This is a messenger RNA of Penicillium diatomitis, 2580 nucleotides long. Its product is annotated as La domain family. Gene Ontology annotation, cellular component: cytosol; cytoplasmic stress granule. The record is from RefSeq and is a predicted model, not a curated record. Gene Ontology annotation, biological process: positive regulation of translation. The transcript has a single exon. NCBI's taxonomy places the organism in Eukaryota, Fungi, Ascomycota, Eurotiomycetes, Eurotiales, Aspergillaceae. Gene Ontology annotation, molecular function: RNA binding. The coding region runs from base 1 to 2580 and encodes 859 amino acids.
AUGAGCGCCACUUUUUCUUACGCGCAAGCCGCCAAAGGCGCUGCCGGAAAUCCAGUGUCCAGCAAGCCUGCUUCAACUGAACCCGAGAAAGCUGAGCAGAAGGUUGAGGAACAGACUGAGAGCAUUGCAGCUCAAACCGAGUCUGUGACCACGGCCUCCGAGACAGAAACCCCGCAAGAGAUGGAGACCUCUACGACAAGUGUUGACAACGAUGCCGAAUUCACCACGGUGACCAGCAAGCACGUCCAGCGAUCAAAGGCGAACAACUCCCGCACUGCAUCUCCGAGUGUUCGUUCAAAUGCCACUCAGUCAAAGGAUACCGAUUCCUCCAAUACCACGAAUGGAAGUGCCGCCCCAUCUGAGAAGCAGGCACAAUCGGAGGCCAAGGCUGGGAAGUCCGACAGUAGCUCUGAGAAGUCCAAGGACAAAGCUGAGAAGUCUGAGAAGUCUGAAAAAUCGGACAAGGGGGAGAAGUCGGAGAAGCCUGCUCCACCAAAGGAGUUGAAAGCUGCCCCUCUUCCAUCUGUCAACAUCUGGCAGCAACGAAAGGAAGCUCAGGAGGCCAAGGCCAAGACCGUGCCAGUAGUUCCCAUGGCAAAGCCCAAAUCCGAAGAGUCCACGCAAGAUCCUGCCAAGGCUGGCACGAAGAAGAAGGGUGCCGAUAGCACAGUGGAUGGAACCAAGGGUAAGAAGUCUGAUGGCAAGGGACGUGAUGAAGGCAUCCCGCCCGUCGCAGAUGCGUCUUCGUGGCCGACUCCCCAGACUGCUCUGGGCGAGGAUAAGAAGAAGGCCCAGGAGAAGGGUGAUAAGCCGGAGCGAACCGACAAGAGCCCCGUCGCUCGCUCCCAUGGAAAGGAGAAAUGGAUGCCGGUCAACUAUGUCCCCACGGCUGUGUUCAACACCCCACUCCCCACGACGUCCGGCCGUGGUGGUCGCAGAACCACUCGAGGAGGACGCGAUGGUGGUCGCGGUGGUCCUCACGGAAGCAGCGCCGCAUCCACCGAGAAGACUGGCUCUGGUCAGCCUGGUGCAACUGCUGCUGGAAAGCAGGGGCCUGGAGAGCGCGGCCGCCAUGACAAUGGAGCUGCUCGUGCCGCCUCCCUCCCUGCGCAAGGCCGGCGCUCUGCCAGCGCUGAUGUCAGCAACCCGGAUGCACGCAAGGCUCAACAUGUGGACCGUGGCCGUGCUCCCCGUGGUCCAGAGGACAGUGCUGUCAAUGGCCAAAAAUUGAACGGUGGUGAGCAGGCACCCCGCCCCAUGCGUGACGGGAAGCAGUUCUUCAAGAACCAGGAAGGCCGAGCCGGUGACCGUGGUGCCAAGGGUGCCCAUCUGGCCAUCGAUGCUCAAGCUACUGCUCGUGCCACUGAUCGCCGCGUCGAGUCCGGCUCCAAGUCCGCAGACCCCAGUCGUGAUGCUGCGGGCUUCCACGACUUUAAUCGCGAGCGUGGGGAUAACCGUGCGGACCGUGGAGGUCGCCACCCCAACCGUGCUCCUCGCCCGUUCACGAACUACAACCAGCACAACCAGUUCGGCAUGGGCAACACCUUUGUGCCCGGUAAGUUCGGCUUCAACGACCGCCAACGGUCUCAACAGCACACGGUCCAAAACAACCAACAGCAAGGCAACCGUAUGCCCAUGCGAUCACCAUCAUUGCCCGCUUCCGGCGGCAUGUACAACCCUGUGUACACGUACCCCGCUGAGAUCAACACGAUGUACCCCUCAUACUCUAACGUGGCCCCCGGUCCAAUGAGCGCUGUUCCCUAUCAGCAGUACAUGGAGCCUUUCGCCUUCAUGAACAUGCUGUCUAUGCAGCUCGAAUACUACUUCUCGGUUGACAACAUGUGCAAGGACAUGUUCCUGCGCCGACACAUGGAUUCCCAAGGAUUCGUCCCACUGGCCGUUGUCGCUGGCUUCAAGCGCAUGAGAACUUUGACCGAAGACUUCGAGAUGCUUCGUCACGUAUCACGCGGUCUUCGAAAUGUGGAGUACCAAAUGGGCGAGGACGGCGUGGACCGUCUUCGACCGAGGGAAAAGUGGGCUCAGUGGGUACUCCCUGUUGAGCAGCGGGAGCCCUGUGCCCAGCACGAAGGUGCUCCGAUGGCUCAGGUCACCGUGAAGCACGACGAACCAAACACCACAUCAAACCACGCCGACGCCACCUCGAACGGCUCCAUGCACCCCGGAUCUCGCCCCUUUGUCCCCAAUGGCACUGCAAACGGUGUUCCGGAGUCUCGAAUUUCUCUUUCGUCGGCCGCCGCUGAGUUCCAGCCAUCCCAGAAUGAGAUCAGCAACGUAGGCAUUCCCCUGACCCGUCCUGGAUCCAAACCCAGCCCCCAAGUCCGAGGCUCCCACUUCAUUCCCAUGGAUAUUUCGGAUAUUAACGCGUCCCUAGCGUGCGGAUUAAACCCACAGAACAGCCAGUCGAUCCACUCUUCCUCUGAGACGCAGUGGUGCCAGCCAAGGUUUGUCUCAUCGCACAUACGAUGUCUGAAGCCAUGUACUGACGAUCAGGUUCUCUUCAUUUAUCAGUCACUUUACUCACGAACGGUACACGACCCAACUGUCUCCGUCGGGUUCUAA